AUGAACUGUACCAAGACAUACUUUAAGUUAGACAACAUUGCGCAUUUGGCGGUCUACUUCGGUGUGAACGUACUUUUAGGAGCAAUGUCAGCAGUUCUUAAUGCCUUCAUCAUCUUUGUAAUCAUGAGUAGCGAGAGACUGAGAUCAUCACCAUCAUAUCUCCUGAUCUCAAACCUUUGUCUGACGGACCUCGCGACGGGCCUUAUCAGCCAGCCGAUAUCCUUGAUGGUCGUUUUGAAAGAGUCUUGGUUCGGCGUACACUGCUCCGUGAUCAAAGCACAAUUCGGGGGAGUACCCAUCGCAAAUUUUUUCUUCGGCGCUGCAUCACUUCUGACCGCAACCGUUAUCAGCAUUGACCGCUUUAUUGCAGUUCACUUGCAGAAUUCGUACCGUCUUGUUGUAUCUAAGAAAAGAAGUUACGUAAUCAUCGCUGGAAUAUGGCUUUAUUCCCUGCUCACGCUGGCAUACCAGGCCGACGCUCCUUUGCCGUUCUUCUACAUCGUUGCGAUCACAAUAUCUGUGUGUUUAAUAGUGUUAUGUAUGAGCUACAGAAAAUGUUUCACGGCCAUACGAAAUCAUAAGCAAAGAAUCGCGGACAUGAGUAAUGCUGCAACGGAAGCUGUGGAUUUAGACAAGUACCGUCAUGCAAUGAUCACGAUGGUUAUAUCAGCUACGGUUCUAUUUGGUGUAUACUUCCAGCUUCUAUGCGCACUGUCUCUUUAUCGACGUAUACGUUUCGGGGCGGAAAUACUUCGAUUAUCUGAGACAAUAGUGUAUUUUAACUCUACCUUCAACCCGAUUUUGUAUCUUUGUAGGAUAAGAGAUAUCCGUGUCGGCUGCGUGAGAAUAAUCAGAAAUCUGCGAUGCAAUGCAGUUGUAGACUCCAAUUCCCAAAAACUCAAUGCAGUUAAUCCUGCCGGCCAUUAAGGUGCUACGGCAAGCAAGGCAAGAGGUUCAAGCGCAACCUAAAAUAUGUGAAGAAUACGCACCGCAUGAUGGAAGUUGAGUUGAGCUGAGUUGCGUACCGCGUUUCGUAAGUGAUGUAUACGCAUUGCACCUCGUGACGGAAGUUGAGAGUGUGAACCGCGUGACGGAAGUGAAGAAUACGUAACACGUGACGGGAGUGGAGAUCCAAUUCAACAUGACACAUGUAAAGAAUACGAUUUACGUGACGGGAUUGAAGAGUGCACAAUGCGUGACAGAAGUCGUGAAGCUAGAUAAAACGAAACGCGAAAUGUGACGGAAGUGAGGAUUACGCGCCACGGGACGGAAGUAAAAAGCUCGUACAGCGCAACGGAAGUGACGGUCACGCAAAAUUUGAGGGAGGUGCCGAUGGCAUGUGUGACGCACAACUAACAGAAGUAAAAGCUGUGCACGACGCAAAGGAAGUGAGAAAUAUGUUUAGAGCGAUGGUUGUGAAGGUCAUUUACAACGUGAUGGACGCGUACAGACUUAUUCACUCCCAAUCUCCUGUUCUUUUUUUGACCACGCCACAGGAAACCCGAAAUAUUAAUAAAGCCCAUUUUCCAAGAAAA
Messenger RNA from Nematostella vectensis (starlet sea anemone), 1535 nucleotides. RefSeq names its product adenosine receptor A3. Gene Ontology annotation, biological process: G protein-coupled receptor signaling pathway. The record is from RefSeq and is a predicted model, not a curated record. Bases 1 to 927 code for a protein of 308 amino acids. Lineage: Eukaryota; Metazoa; Cnidaria; Anthozoa; Actiniaria; Edwardsiidae. Gene Ontology annotation, molecular function: G protein-coupled receptor activity. Gene Ontology annotation, cellular component: membrane. The transcript has a single exon.